AUAAAAAUAUCCGACGUAAAGCAAAGCAGUUGCUGUCAGCUUGAGAGAAGGACAUUAAUCACCGGUUUCACACCUGAACACAGAGUACACGUUUUAAUCAUGCAGCACUGGCCGCUCUGUAUACUUCUACUAUGCCUUGUCUUCUGUGAUGUCUCCACUCAAAGGAAAAAAAAGACAGUCCAAACUCUCUCAAGAGGUUGGGGCGAUGACAUUUCUUGGGCUCAGACGUAUGAGGAGGGACUGGCUAAAGCAGCCAAAAGUAAGAAGCCUCUGAUGAUCAUUCAUCAUUUGGAGGAUUGUCCGCACAGUAUUGCUCUGAAAAAGGCAUUUUCUGAACAUCAGUCAAUUCAACGGAUGGCCAAAUCAGAAUUCAUCAUGCUCAAUUUAGUGCAUGAGACCACCGAUACCCACUUGGCCCCAGAUGGCUUCUACGUUCCCAGGAUCAUGUUUGUUGAUCCCACACUGACUGUGCGAGCUGAUAUCGUUGGAAAAUACGCCAACCGAAUGUACACAUACGAGCCGGACGACAUAGACUUCUUGGCAGAGAACAUGAUAAAAGCCAAGAUCCUGCUCAAGGAGGAACACGAGGAACAUGAUGAUCUGUAAUCAAUCAUUGCACAUUUCAUGGCAAUUCGUAACUUGGUAACACUUUACAACAAGGUUGCGUUAGCAAUGUCCCUUUAAAGCAAGUCAUUUCUCUCAGCGGCCAUCUUUGAAAUGUCUCUUGGGCAUUCUGCCUGAAUGGGGAAACAUCAAAUUCUCCAAAAUUGCUUGCCAAACGUGCGAUUGAAUUUCAUAUUAGGAAUCAUUAAAAAAAAUAAACAACAA
Danio rerio (zebrafish) is the source of this 828-nucleotide messenger RNA. It is a transcript of the gene agr1, whose product is annotated as anterior gradient 1. The record is from RefSeq and is marked validated. NCBI's taxonomy places the organism in Eukaryota, Metazoa, Chordata, Actinopteri, Cypriniformes, Danionidae.